CUCCAUUUCCCGCCAAACCACCAAAGCAGAAAAAAAAAGAAAACUGAAUCCCUAAUUCCCUCCCUCCAUUCACCAAAAGUUUUCCGUCUCCUCUCACUUCCAGUCUUUGCAGCUAUGGCUUCCGAUUCUUUCAACAACGGUCCUUCAUCACCAGAUGAUUCAUUCUCAAGUCCAAUCGGCAACACAUUCUCAUCUCCAGCUACACGUGGAAACACGCGCAGAAGCAGAUCUUCUGCUUCUGCCUAUGCGACUCCACCUCCUCCACAAUCCCGCUUUCCUGCUUCAGAAUCAACUCCAACUCCCCGCAGAUCCAAUGGCCACCAUGCUGCCACGUCAACUCCAUCUUCCAUGUCAGAAGGGGUACCACCUUCCUCCGAAGGAGGCGAUGACAUGGAAGACGCCACCCCUACGUUUGUUUGGGGUACUAAUAUUAGUGUGCAGGAUGUGAAGGGCAAAAUACAAAUGUUUUUGAAGCAUUUCAGGGAUUUGAAUAAAAGUCAAAGUCAAGGGGCUGAGGUGUUUGAAGAAGGGAAGUAUAUGAAGGGGAUAAAUAGAGUGUUGGAAAUUGAAGGAGAAUGGCUUGAUGUUGAUGGGCAUGAUGUGUUUGAUUAUGAUUCUGAUUUGUAUAAUAAAAUGGUUAGGUAUCCACUUGAGGUUUUGGCUAUUUUUGAUAUCGUUUUGAUGGAUAUUGUUAGUUUGAUUAAUCCUUUGUUCGACAAGCAUGUUCAAGUCAGGAUUUUUGAUCUCAAGACUUCUACUACUAUGAGAAAUCUUAACCCUUCUGAUAUCGAGAAGAUGGUUUCGCUCAAAGGAAUGAUAAUUCGAUGCAGUUCUAUAAUACCAGAGAUCAGGGAAGCAAUAUUUAGAUGCCUUGUAUGUGGCUACUUAUCAGACCCUAUUGUUGUGGAUAGAGGAAGGAUAAAUGAACCUACAAAUUGCUCGAAGGAAGAGUGCCUUGCUAGAAACUCUAUGACAUUGCUUCAUAAUCGGUGCAGAUUCGCUGAUAAGCAGAUUGUGAGGCUCCAGGAGACACCUGAUGAGAUUCCUGAAGGAGGAACACCACACACGGUGAGCUUGUUGUUGCAUGACAAGCUGGUAGAUACUGGAAAGCCUGGUGAUAGAGUUGAGGUCACUGGGAUUUAUAGAGCUAUGAGUGUCAGAGUCGGACCCACACAGAGAACUGUAAAAUCAUUAUUCAAGACUUACAUUGACUGUCUUCAUAUAAAGAAAACUGACAAGUCAAGAAUGACGACGGAAAAUCCUAUGGAAAUUGAUGAUGGCUUGCAUAGAACAGAGGACGAUGUCCAAUUUGAUGAAGCUAAGGCAUGUUUGUCAAUAUUUUUCUCUUCUGGAAAGAACUUGUGUUACUGUUGUCUGCUUGGAUCAUAUUCUUGUUUGAACCUGCAGAUAAAGCAAUUGAAGGAGCUCUCUGAACAGCCUGAUAUUUACGACAGACUAACAAAGUCUCUGGCACCAAACAUUUGGGAGCUUGAUGAUGUGAAGAGAGGCCUUCUCUGCCAGCUCUUUGGUGGAAAUGCUGUGAAGUUGCCAUCUGGUGCUAGCUUCCGAGGGGAUAUCAACAUCCUUCUUGUUGGUGAUCCUGGAACCAGUAAGUCCCAGCUGCUCCAAUACAUACACAAAUUAUCUCCCCGUGGCAUCUAUACUAGCGGAAGAGGAAGUUCUGCUGUUGGCUUGACUGCCUAUGUCAGCAAAGAUCCUGAGACAGGGGAAACGGUUCUGGAGAGUGGAGCACUUGUCCUGAGUGACCGAGGAAUCUGUUGUAUUGAUGAAUUUGACAAAAUGUCUGAAAAUGCAAGGAGCAUGUUGCAUGAGGUGAUGGAACAGCAAACUAUUUCUAUUGCAAAGGCUGGAAUUAUUGCUUCCCUUAAUGCUAGAACUUCAGUAUUAGCUUGUGCAAAUCCUAUUGGUUCGCGCUAUAAUCCUAGGUUGUCUGUAAUUGACAACAUACACCUUCCUCCUUCCUUGUUGUCCAGGUUUGACCUAAUAUACUUAAUUCUUGACAAGGCUGACGAACAAACGGACAGGCACCUUGCCAAGCAUAUUGUUUCGUUACACUUUGAGAAUCCUGAGAGUGCUCAACACAAUGUCUUAGACAUUGCUACAUUAACUGCAUACUUGAGUUAUGCUCGUAAGCAUAUUCACCCAAAGUUAUCUGAUGAAGCUGCUGAAGAGUUGACUCGUGGAUAUGUUGAGAUGAGGAGAAGAGGGAACUUUCCCGGCAGUAGCAAAAAGGUAAUAACUGCAACACCUAGGCAGAUAGAAAGUCUGAUACGCCUGAGUGAAGCUCUGGCUCGAAUACGUUUCUCAGAAUGGGUUGAGAAGCAUGAUGUGAUUGAGGCAUUUCGACUUCUGGAAGUGGCAAUGCAACAGUCAGCAACGGAUCAUUCCACAGGAACUAUUGAUAUGGAUCUCAUCACAACUGGAGUUUCGGCAAGUGAAAGGAUGAGAAGAGAGAAUCUUGUAUCAGCAACCCGCAACAUUAUUAUGGAGAAGUUGCAACUUGGGGGACCUUCAAUGCGCUUGCUGGAGAUACUGGAAGAACUGAAGAAGCAGAACACUAGCAACGAAGUUCAUCUUCAAGAUCUGAGGAAUGCAGUUGCAAAUCUAGCAAGUGAAGGGUUUGUAGUUGUGCAUGGCGACAGUGUAAAAAGGAUAUAGUUGGUUAGAGAAUCAAAUCUUAGUGUACGAUUAGCAAGUAUUGCUAAGCCAUGUAUGUAUCAUUUGUUAUAUGAUGAUUGUAAAGCCUUUUCGAGCUUUUUCUUUUUAAAUUUUGUUGGGUUAAAUUUAUGAAAUUAAAGGGAAGCUGUUUUUGCUUCCAUGUAUGAAAGUGUCACAUGACCAUGAACCUUGAUGGUACAGUUACAGCAGUGUUGAUUAGGCAGCCUGGCUAGGUGAGCCUGCAAAUGGAUGAGGUAAAUCCUAUAUAUGUACAAGGGAUAGACUUUAGGCGUUGAUAAUGAUGAGCUUCACGUGGAUCUUGAUGAUCAGAAUAUUCUUGAA
Ricinus communis (castor bean) is the source of this 3021-nucleotide messenger RNA. Its product is annotated as DNA replication licensing factor MCM4. The record is from RefSeq and is a predicted model, not a curated record. Gene Ontology annotation, cellular component: nucleus; MCM complex. Gene Ontology annotation, biological process: mitotic DNA replication initiation; DNA replication; double-strand break repair via break-induced replication. Bases 115 to 2679 code for a protein of 854 amino acids. The transcript is spliced from 17 exons. Gene Ontology annotation, molecular function: single-stranded DNA binding; ATP binding; single-stranded DNA helicase activity. NCBI's taxonomy places the organism in Eukaryota, Viridiplantae, Streptophyta, Magnoliopsida, Malpighiales, Euphorbiaceae.